UUCUUCUUCUUCCUCCUCUUCUUCUUCUUUCUUCUCUUCCUCUUCUUCGCUCGCUUGUUCAUCCCAUACCAGCGUUAAAGAACCACCCCCACCGUCACAACAUCAGCAAGAGCACCAACAACGGUCUUUUCCAUCCAGACCCACCAAUGAUUCUUCUUCGAAAAAGGUUGAAGUUUUGUAUCCUGGCUCCAGGGGAUUGCCCUCAUCAAUCACAUCCAAAGACACUGGUUAUCUACUCUCUAUUUCUUAAACCAUCAAAGGAACAACCUAAGCUGUCUGUCAAAUUUUUUCUUCAUGCCAGCGGAAACAUUGCAUCAAGAUUUUUGUAUGACCAGGUACUAGUCUCUGCUUUCCGUAAAAUCCCCAAAGCUACUUGGAAUGCAAAAGAAAGGCUGUGGAUGUUCCCAAUAUCAUUUUUGUCAAUGGCAGAAAAAGUCCUUGGUGAGAUAUCUGGUUACAGUGUUGAGGUGGAGAAGUUAGAUCAGUUGGUACAUCGUGCUAUUGUUGCUGCUUCUGCUGUUCCAGAUCUUCGAGACCUAUAUGACAGGAUGCCUAGCCAUAUUGAAUCUAAGCUUUUGCCAUUUCAGCGUGAUGGAGUUAGGUUUAUCUUGCAGCAUGGAGGGCGUGCUCUUCUUGCUGAUGAAAUGGGACUGGGAAAGACUUUACAGGCUAUUGCUGUAAGUGCAUGUAUCCAGGACUCAUGGCCUGUUCUUAUUCUUACACCUUCUUCCUUACGUCUGCAUUGGGCUUCAAUGAUUCAGCAAUGGCUUGAUAUUCCUCCAUCAGAUAUUCUUGUUCUUCUACCUCAAUGUGGUGGAUCAAACAGAGCUGGGUACACGAUAGUAUCCUCAAAUUCAAAGGGCAGCAUUCAACUUGAUGGUCUAUUCAACAUCAUCUCCUAUGACAUAGUCCCGAAGCUACAGAAUCUACUAAUGGCAUCAGAGUUUAAGGUUGUGAUUGCAGAUGAGUCACAUUUUCUGAAAAAUGCUCAAGCAAAGAGGACAACUGCUUCCCUUCCUGUCAUAAAGAAAGCGCAAUAUGCAAUACUCCUUAGUGGGACUCCUGCUUUAUCCCGACCAAUUGAGCUAUUUAAGCAGCUGGAAGCAUUGUAUCCUGAUGUAUAUAAGAAUGUUCAUGAAUAUGGUAACCGAUAUUGCAAAGGUGGGAUCUUUGGAGUUUAUCAAGGUGCAAGUAACCACGAAGAAUUGCACAAUUUGAUGAAGGCAACUGUGAUGAUCCGCAGACUUAAAAAAGAUGUUCUUUCUGAGCUUCCUGUGAAGCGCAGGCAGCAUGUCUUCCUUGACUUGGCUGAGAAGGACAUGAGACAAAUCAAUGCUUUAUUUCGUGAGCUGGAGGUGCUAAAAGGUCAAAUAAAGGCCUGCAAAUCACAAGAGGAGAUUGAACCCCUUAAAUUUGCUGAGAAGAAUCUUAUUAACAAGAUUUAUACCGAUUCUGCUGAAGCCAAAAUUCCUGCGGUCCUAGAUUACCUGGGAACUGUCAUUGAGGCAGGGUGUAAGUUCCUUAUAUUUGCACACCAUCAGCCAAUGAUUGACUCGAUACAUCAGUUUCUUCUUAAAAAGAAAGUGGGUUGCAUUCGAAUUGAUGGCAGCACCCCCCCAGCAUCAAGGCAUGCUUUGGUUACAGACUUUCAGGAGAAAGAGGCUACCAAAGCAGCAGUACUUUCUAUCAGAGCUGGAGGUGUUGGGCUAACUUUGACAGCUGCAAGCACCGUUAUUUUUGCAGAGUUGUCUUGGACUCCAGGUGAUCUGAUUCAAGCUGAAGAUCGUGCUCACAGGAUUGGCCAGGUGUCUUCAGUCAAUAUAUACUACCUGCUAGCAAAUGACACAGUUGAUGACAUCAUUUGGGAUGUUGUUCAGAGCAAGUUGGAAAAUUUAGGACAGAUGCUUGAUGGCCAUGAGAAGACCUUGGAAGUUUCAUCCAGCCAACCAAGAAGCAGCCCUGCAAAGCAGAAAACACUAGACUCUUUCAUGAAGCGCUGUAAUAGCACGGAUGACAUGGAGCACUGGUCCAAGCUCAAACGUCCCCGGCACUCAGCUACAAGCCCUUUUUAACCAUGCUAAUGUAUUCUUGGAAGAACAUGCACAGCAUCAGAUGUAUUAGGCACGUGCAUAUCGUCUUUCUGCAAUUGCGCUGGUACGGUUCAGUUAUCCCUUACGCUUUGGUAGGUUGAGGAUGCUACUUUUUGUGGUUCCCUGAAGGAAGAGGAACCCUCAAAUUAGAUUUAGGAGUCAAUUACCAAACCCAUUGACCCGAGGCAUGUAGAUUUAUUUAGUAGAAGCCUCUAAACAGAUCAGAGAGUCCUGAAACGAUCCUGGGCGGCUCUGUCUUCCAUUUUUGUUAUAACUUUAAUACGAAAGACUUGUAUUGUUGAUGUGAACAUUGUUAUACGUAGUAGUCUAUUUGCAGAGAAGUAUGGUUGU
Messenger RNA from Juglans microcarpa x Juglans regia, 2441 nucleotides. Its product is annotated as SWI/SNF-related matrix-associated actin-dependent regulator of chromatin subfamily A-like protein 1. Gene Ontology annotation, molecular function: ATP-dependent chromatin remodeler activity; ATP binding. Gene Ontology annotation, cellular component: nuclear replication fork. NCBI's taxonomy places the organism in Eukaryota, Viridiplantae, Streptophyta, Magnoliopsida, Fagales, Juglandaceae. The coding region runs from base 147 to 2072 and encodes 641 amino acids. Gene Ontology annotation, biological process: replication fork processing; DNA repair. The transcript has 24 exons. The record is from RefSeq and is a predicted model, not a curated record.